Messenger RNA from Chiloscyllium plagiosum (whitespotted bambooshark), 401 nucleotides. The record is from RefSeq and is a predicted model, not a curated record. Lineage: Eukaryota; Metazoa; Chordata; Chondrichthyes; Orectolobiformes; Hemiscylliidae.
UCCACAGAUCUUCAUUUCUAAUGAGGUUAUGAAGUUGUUUAGAUUCUACAAAGAGCAAUAUCAGAAAACAGACUGGCAGAAGAUGAAGACAUUUGACAGGAGAAAACGUGAUCGGGUGGACCAUAUUUUGUUGUGUGGUGAAUUUGUGAAGAAGACCGAAGCUGAACUCAGUAAAGAUCUUGAUGUUGCCAGUUCAACCUCCACCAAACCGCCGAUUAAAACUCUGUACUCCACUGCGACUGAGAAGCUGAAGAUUAAACUGCUGUCUCAGCGGAAGUAAUUUCAGUAAUGGAUAUUAAUUGUGUGACCUUACGAAGGGAUGCCUCUUGUAUUUCUCUUUUAUACCCGAGUGGGACCCCUUUUGUCCAAAUAAUUUGUUGAUUAAAUGGUUCUUUAGUGAA